Messenger RNA from Ictalurus punctatus (channel catfish), 4828 nucleotides. RefSeq names its product ferroxidase HEPHL1. NCBI's taxonomy places the organism in Eukaryota, Metazoa, Chordata, Actinopteri, Siluriformes, Ictaluridae. The record is from RefSeq and is a predicted model, not a curated record. Gene Ontology annotation, molecular function: copper ion binding; oxidoreductase activity. Gene Ontology annotation, biological process: iron ion transport. Gene Ontology annotation, cellular component: plasma membrane.
CACAUCAUUGUCUAUUUCACAACUUUCCGUGCACUUCAAUGAGGACACGCUACAGUUUAUAGAAUGGAGUUUCGUGUAAAUCGGUGGUGUUUAUUUAGUCUAAUCAGUUUUUGCACUCUUGUUGAAAAAAAUGAAGGCAUCACCCGAACUUUCUUUAUUGGGAUAAGAGAAGAGAACUGGGAUUAUGCACCAGGUGGUUAUAACCACAUAAACGGGACACCAGUUACUCAGAAUGAGCAUGCAUCACUGUUCAUGCUUCAAGGUCCCCAUCGGAUUGGCCAUGUGUAUAAGAAAGCCAUAUACAGGCAGUACACAGAUGCGACAUACACACAGGAGAUCCUCAAACCCACUUGGCUGGGUUACCUGGGACCUGUAAUUCGGGCUGAGGUUGAAGACGUCAUAGUGAUCCACCUGAAGAACUUUGCCUCCAGAAGAUAUUCAAUUCACCCACAUGGAGUCCACUAUGAGAAAGAUUCAGAGGGGGCCCUAUAUCCAGAUGGAACUUCUGGAGCAAAUAAACUGGAUACUCCUGGUGGUACAUACACUUGUACAUGGACAGUGGAGCAAAAGUUUGCACCCACUAAAGGAGAUCCCAAUUGUCUGACUUGGGCUUACCAUUCACAUGUGAUGGCCUUCAAAGACAUCUCUUCUGGACUCAUAGGUGCCCUACUGACUUGCAAGAAAGGUAUCCUGCAGUCUGUUUCUGAAGCAAGGCAUUUCCAGGGAUCAUCAGGGCUUACCUACUCUCAGGUGCAAAGAACAGAUGUGGAUAAGGACUUCCUCCUCUUGUUCAGUGUGGUGAAUGAAAACUUGAGCUGGUACCUAGAUGAAAACAUUCAAAAAUUCUGUUUUGAGCCAGCUGAUGUUGAUCCCUCUGAUCCAGACUUCCAACAUUCUAAUCAGAUGAACGCUAUUAAUGGAUAUGUGUAUGGGAACCUUCCUGGGAUUGAGAUGUGCCAGAACAAAAAAGUUUCAUGGCAUUUUAUUGGCAUGGGCAAUGAGGUGGACAUCCACUCGGCACAUUUUCAUGGGCAAACGUUGCUGAUUCAAGGACAUCGUGUUGACAGUGUCAGUGUGCUUCCUGCCUCUUUCAUGACUGCAGAGAUGGAGCCCUUAACACUAGGAAGAUGGCUGCUGAACUGUAAGGUUAACAGCCACAUGCAAGAUGGUAUGCAGGCACUGUUCCAUGUUUCACUGUGUGCUGGGAAGACAAACUCAUCACUCUUCAUUGCUGCUGAUCUGGUUCGAUGGAACUACGCCCCAUCAGGGAUAGACAGUCUGACUAAGGUUUCACUGACUGAAAGUGGGAGAGAUUCAGAGCUGUAUUUCAGGAAGGAUAAUGGUCAUCUUGGUGGAGAAUAUGCCAAGGUGGUAUAUAGAGCAUACACUGAUCACACUUUUACCAAAAAGAUCAGCACGGAUGCACACCUGGGCAUACUAGGUCCUGUACUAAGAGCUGAGGUUGGGGAUACUUUACAGGUCACAUUUCUGAACAAAGCUGAUAGAAAUUACAGCAUCCAGCCCCAUGGCCUGCAGUACACAAAGUCAUCUGAGGGAGCUGAAUAAGAGGAUGAUACAGAGAAAAAGGGUUCUCACGUGCAUCCAGGAGGUUCCUUCAACUACACAUGGCAUGUGAGAGAGGGACCAUCUAAGAGUGACCAGUCCUGCAUCUCUUACCUGUACUUCUCCUCAAGUGACCCUGUCAGAGACACCAACUCUGGCCUCUUUGGACCCCUGCUUGUGUGUAAGAGAGGUACACUGAGCUCCAAAAAUACCCAGACGGAUGUGGACAAAGAGUUCUUCCUGCUCUUUUCUGUGAUGGAUGAAAACCUGAGCUGGUAUCUGGACAAGAACAUUCAGAUAUAUGGGACAAAUGAAUCUGACCCAGAGAAUGAAGGAUUUCAGGAAAGCAACAAGAUGCAUUCGGUGAAUGGCUACAUGUACGGGAAUCUACCAGGACUGGAGAUGUGUGCAGGUGAACGGGUCAGGUGGCACCUCUUUGGACUUGGCACAGAAGAGGAUAUGCAUGGGAUUUACUUCCAGGGGAACACCUUCAGCAGAGACAGCACAACUCGUGACACCCUUGCUGUGUUUCCACACACUGCUGUCAGGGUUUUUAUGAAACCAGAUACAAUUGGGCUUUUUGAGGUGAGCUGCAAAGUGAGUGACCAUUACAUGGGAGGGAUGAGGCAGCAGUACAGAGUGAAGAAUUGUGGACACAGCUCGUCUGCUCAUCCCUCUGCUCCCACAGCGCACUACUACAUCUCUUCAGAAGAGACAGAGUGGGACUACUCACCAAAUCGCACCUGGGAGCUCCAGAACUUCAACACCACAGAGGAAAAUAGUCCAGGCAGUAUAUUUGUGGGGACUGGUGAGAAUAGGCUUGGCUCCAAAUAUAAAAAAGUGGUUUAUAGAGAGUACACUGAUGCCACCUUCAGCACCAGGAAGCAGCGGCAGUCUUCCGAGAAACAUCUGGAAAUUCUGGGUCCAGUCAUCAGAGCAGAGGUCGGUGAAGUUCUUCAUAUUACAUUUCUUAAUAAGGCUAGCCGUCCAUACUCUAUUCAGCCUCAUGGAGUGAAGACUUCACCUCAGAAUCCAAAACCUGUGUUGCCUGGAAGAAUGGGUACAUACCAAUGGAUUAUUCGAGAGAGUUCUGGCCCAGGCGUCUCUGAUCCAAACUGCAUCACAUUUGCUUACUACUCCACUGUGAACUUCAUUAAGGACACAGUCAGUGGGCUAAUUGGACCCCUGGUGAUCUGCAGGAAAGGGACACUAGACCAGAGAAGAAAAAGACAAGAUGUGGAUGCAGAGUUUGCUCUCCUUUUCUUUAUCUUUGAUGAGAACAUGUCAUGGUACCUGGAGCAAAACAUUAAAACCCACUACAACAGCUCAAAACCAUUGAUCAGAAAUGAUGACUUUGUAGAGAGCAAUAAAAUGCAUGCAAUUAAUGGCAAGGUGUAUGGAAACCUUCAGGGAUUGAACAUGCAAGUAGGGCAGAAGGUAAACUGGUAUCUGCUUGGGAUGGGUAAUGAAGUGAAUCUGCACACAGUACAUCUACAUGGCCAGACCUUCAUCUACAAGACAGACCUGCCCCACCGGGCCGAUGUGUUUGACUUGUUUCCAGGCAUAUUUCAGACACUGGAGAUGAUGGCAGAGACUGAGGGAACGUGGCUGCUGCACUGCCAUGUGGAUGACCACAUCCAUGCAGGCAUGGAGACCACCUACACCAUCAAAAGUGUUACACCCUCCAAGCCAGAUCCCAGAGAAGCCACAGCUGGAUGGAUUGUUGCAUGCAAUGCACAGACUAACUGACAGCCCUUAGACAGAAAUCUGGCUGACUGACCGAGAUAGAGCGGUGAUGAAUUUGUGUUGUGAAGGGCCUAUAAAACAAACCUUCCAGACCUGAGGGCGAGUGUCCAAAAUUUUUGUUUUUGUUUUAUAUCAUUUAUUACUAUUAUGUUUUAAUAUCAUUUCUACAUAUUUUAUCACUCUAUGUGUACUAAUAAGAAAUGAAAAAUAUUGACCGUUGUACCUUUAAUGUGCUUGUUCUAAUAUGCUGUUUUUUCUGUAGUAACAUCUUAUACAAAGGGACUUGUAUGGCAGGUGCUCCACAUAAUCUAAGAGUAACAAUAAACAAAUAAAAAAUGUUUUUUUUUUUUUGUUUUUUUUUAUUAAAUAAUUUUUGUUAGGAUAAAUAUAUUUGACAUUUAUAGAAGGAGUCUUUAGUGUCAGUUGCAAAGUUUCUGAGCAUGCUUUUUGGAGAUAAUGGUCUCUGGUUUCUCUGUAAAAUGACAAGUUGCGGUUUUUGAGAGAGAGAGAGAGAGAUGCUGGUGAGGGAACAACUGUAUUGUUGAUAUACACCGAUCAGCCACAUAACAUUAAAACCACUGACAGGUAAAGUGAAUAACAUUGAUUAUCUCAUUACAAUAGCACUUGCCAAGGGGUGAGAUAUAUUAGGCAGCAAGUGAACAGUCAGUUCUCAAAGUUGAUGUGUUGGAAGCAGGAAAAAUGGGCAAGCGUAAGGAUCUGAGUCACUUUGACAAGGUCAAAUUGUAAUGGCUAUAGAUGACUGGGUCAGGGCAUCUCUAAAACGGCAGGUCUUGUAGGUGUUCCUGGUAUGCAGUGGUUAGUACCUACCAACAGUGGUCCAAAGAAGGACAACCAGUGAACCAUCAACAGGAUCAUGGGCACCCAAGUAUCAUUAAUGCAUGUGGGGAGUUGGGCUAGCUGAGAAAGUUAAUGCUGGCUGUGAUAGAAAGGUGUCAGAACAUACAGUGUAUUGCAGCUUGCUGCAUAUGGGGCUCUGUAGCUGCAGACCGGUCAGAGGUCAGAGUACCCAUACUGAUCCCUGUCCAAUGCCGAAAGUGCCUACAAUGGGCAUGUGAGCAUCAGAACCGGACCAUGGAGCAAUGGAAGAAAGUAGCUUUGUCCGCUGAAUGACAUUUUCUUUUACAUCAUGUGGACAGACGGGUGUGUGUGUGCGUCACAUACUUGGGGAAGAGAUGGCACCAGGAUGCACUAGGGGAAGAAGGCAAACUGACAGACAGUGUGAUGCUCUGGGAAAUGUUCUGCUGGGAAACCUUGGGUCUUGGCAUUCAUGUGGAUAUUGACACGUACCACCUACCUAAACAUUGUGCAGACCAAGUAUACCCCUUCAUGUAAGAUGGCUGAGGAACUAUAAGUUGUUAAAAUGUGUGAUGUGCUGUUUUAAUAAUAAAUUAAACAUUGUAAUCAUUGGUAAAUAGCUGUGGUAUAAGUGGAAUAACAACAUCCAGACGUGCUGUUAUGUAAAUGUAAAUGUAAAAUAAUCCACUUUUCGGUGGUGUAA